This is a messenger RNA of Astrephomene gubernaculifera, 3453 nucleotides long. The record is from the annotation of a GenBank genome assembly. NCBI's taxonomy places the organism in Eukaryota, Viridiplantae, Chlorophyta, Chlorophyceae, Chlamydomonadales, Astrephomenaceae.
CGCUAGGCAAAGCGCUAGAUAAUACUGUCUGUAACGUCUGCGGUUACAGACACCAGCAUAGUAGCCUAUAUACAGCCCAGGCGGUUGAGUCUAACACAGUUGCGAUGCUGACCGUCGUCUGCAAAUCAGCUAAAAACAGUUUAUCCACAGCAGUUACUUUAAAAUGCUUUACAAACUCGUAGACUAUUAUCGCUUCCAAGAGCAAGCUUUCCACUUCUGGCUGUCCGCCAGCCAUGGACCCGCAAGUCGUUCAUCGCCUGCGGCGUUUGCUCCUCUUUCACCCAGACGGCUUGCCAAUACACCUAGUGCCGCAUAACUGGCAGGUCGCCUACGGCGUACCACUCCUGCCCCACUUACUAGGGUAUCAGUCAUGCUCUCAGCUGUUAGCGGCGGCGCCACAAGCCGCUUCCAUCGGGCCCCCACCCGAGUACCGGGUCACAGCAGUCCUCACGGCCGCCGGGGUGGAGGAGCUGUUCGAGUAUGUACGGUCGGAGGUGGAGGGUUUGCCGCCCGCGGAUGCACUUGGACAUGGCAGGGCCCAGCCGCAGCAGGGGCGCCAUGUGUCGUACGAGCUGGUGCUGUCAGCCAUGCAGUACUACCUGGCUAACAGGCCGCUAGAGUCCUACGGGCUGCCCCCGCCCCGGGGCCUGCAGGAGCUGAUGCACCUGGACCGGCGGGUGGGGGCCGCAGUGGAGGCGUUCUGCGCGGGCAGGUGUGUGGUGAGCCUGUGGGAGCUGCAGCGCCACAUCUGCACCACGGAGGUGGUUCCGGAGUACGGCAGGCUGCGGCUGGGGCCGCUGGCCGCCCACCCAGCCGUACGCCGCGUCUUCUUCUCCUCUCCACCAGCAGCAGCGGCAGCAGCAGGGGGGCCUCCUGGACAGCCGCCCUCCGCGCCGCCGCUGCCUGCGUACGCGCAAGAUCCAGGAGCCGCCAUUCCCCACAUCUCAGCCUUCGACGUCGCCGCCGCCGUACGACGCCAGCUCGCCGUACGCGGCGUCAAGGCCUGCCGCGCAGCCGCCGCCGCCGGGGUCGCCAGCGCCCAGGGCGCAGCCCUGGUGUCUGCCGUACUAGAGGACGUUGCGGCCGCCGCCGGCAUGCCUGUCGUACCAACUGCCUCCAACUGCAACCCCCCCGGCCAGCAAAGCCAAGCGGGUCCUGCUCCCCGCAGCGGCCACUCUGCCUCCCAGCCGCUUCCACAGCAGCCCUGCACACCGCUGGCAUGGCGGCUGGGGGUGGCAGUGUUCGAUUUGCUGCUGUACGUGAACAUCGCCGCAGCUGCCAUUGAAGGCGAGCAGGCGGCGGCGCUGCGGGGUGCUGCGGGUGCUGUACGGCAGGAGGCCCCGCUGCCGCCGCCUGCGUCGGCUCCUGCACAGGCCGUAAAGGAGGAGGACUCCGGGCCGAGGAGGAAGUCUAAGAAGGAGGAGAAGAAGAACCAAAAGAAGAAGCUGCAGGGGGCAGCGGAGGAACCGCAGCAGCAGCCGCAGCAGGGUGCUGGUACGGCAGCAGCAGCGGCGAAUCCAGGUGGAGCUCGAAGGGGGGUGCAACCGCAGGCUGCUCCCCUGCUGGUGGAUCCGUCGCACUACGGCUUCCUGUCGCCCAGCCAGCAGGCAGCCCUCAGCCGCCGGCAGCUCAAGGACAUGUUCAUCCCCAGCACACGCCGCGGCCCGCACCCACACCCACACCAGCAGCUCCCAGCCGCCCCGCCGGCGGGUGCAGCAGCGCGGCGCAUGUCGGAUGCGCUUGCGGCCCUUCGCGAGGAGCGGGAGGGAGCGGGCGCUGCAGCUGCUGCCAGGACUGUCACGACUGCGGAGGAGCUGGAGGCUGAUGACGACGAGGAGGAUGACAGCAGUGACAGUGACAGUGGUGACGAGGAAAGCAGCAGCAGCAGCAGUAGCGGUGACAGCAGCAGCAGCAGCAGCAGCGGCGAUAGCAGUAGCGAUGAGGAGUCGAGCAGCAGUAGUAGUAGCAGCAGCGACGAUGACAGUGACACCUCAGCCGAGAGCGACAGUGACCGCGGCCGUGGGGGCAAGCGCCGACAGCUCUCGGACGCGCGCAGGAGCAGCCAGAAGAAAGCAAACGUGCGGAGAACGCGCGGGGGCAGCGGCGAUGACAGUGAGGAGGAGGAGGAGGAGGAGGAUGGUGGUGGCUCUGACGGCGGUGAUGAGGUAGGGUUGCUGCUGGGAGGUCUGGCGAACCCUGGCGCUCAGCUGCCCCGGGUGCCUGGGCCCCUGGAGUGCAGUGCGGAGGCCCGACAGAGCUUGGGCAAGCUGCACGGCCUGCCCGCGAACUACAACGCGGACCAGCUGCAGGCCGCCUUCCAGCGGUUGCUGAGUCAGGUGCUGGGCGGGGCGCGGGUACAGGCGCAACCCGAGCGCAGCUUCUACGUCUCCGUGGUGGCUCUGCUGGUGCAGCAGUUCGUGGCCCCCAUCAUCCGCGCCCAAGCCGGCAGCAAGUCCGCCCAACCCAAGGGGCGCAAGGCCCUCGCAGCCAAGGUAGCCCACAUAGAGCAGAAAUACUCCGCCAGCCCCCUCAUCCACAUGCUGCUGAGGGCGCUGCAUGCUGCCAUGCGCGGCCGCAUGCCGGUGCAUGAGGCCCAGAUGGCAGCCGUACGGGAGUACGACAAGGAGGCUGUAGCGCUGGCGGAGGCGACUGUCGUACAAACUGCUACUGCCAACGUAAGACAAAAGAGCCAGGGCGGAAGAGGCAGUGGGCAGGCGCCUAGGAAGGGAGGAGCAGCAGCUAAGGCUGGCGUUGAGAAGAGCAUUAGUAGCAGUGAGGAAGAAGAUGAUGAUGGGGAUGCGCCGUACAUUCGAGAUGCGGCGGGACGAGCAGCGUUACGAGGGAAGGUGGUUGGGGAAGGCCGGCGCGUUGGGGUGCUGGGAGGGGCUGGGAAGCGGCGUCAGAAGAAGGCAGCGGAGGCAGGAAGUGGCGGGCAGGGAGCCGCAGCGGCAGUCAUUUCUGUCAAUGCCCAGCAGGGUGUCGUGUCCUCCCUGCUGGCGGUGGAGGCGGCGCUGGUGGCCGCCCGUCCCGCUGCCGGCUGGACCCCCGAGGCGCUCGCUUGUCUGCGCACACGCCUCUUCCAAUGUGAGGGUGGAAGAGGCGGGAGCGGAGACGAUGCGGGGGCUGCUGCUGGGGCAGGCGGAAGGGGCAGCCAGCAAGUUGGGCCUUAUUUUGGCUCUGCAAAGAUGCGAGCUCUGGCGACCUUCUUCGACUUCAUGGUGCGAGGGCAGCUCGCGCAGGCGGCUCCGGAGCAGCAGCAGCAACCACUGCCGCAACAACAGCAACCACAGGAGCUGCAGCAGCAACAGCAGCCCCAACACGAACAGCUGCAACGGCCGCAACAGCAGCAGCAGCAGGGUGCUUCCAACCCUGCACCCACAGCACCGGCGGAGGCGCCUGCAGAGCUGCCGGCUUGCCAGCUGCCACGCGCCCACAUCCUCGCAGCGUUACGUG